This is a messenger RNA of Fibroporia radiculosa, 312 nucleotides long. RefSeq lists its product as uncharacterized. Lineage: Eukaryota; Fungi; Basidiomycota; Agaricomycetes; Polyporales; Fibroporiaceae. The transcript has 2 exons. Bases 1 to 312 code for a protein of 103 amino acids. The record is from RefSeq and is a predicted model, not a curated record.
AUGCCUGCAUUGUCUGUGAUCCUUUGGCAUGGAUGGUCAUUGCAAUUGCGUGGAUUUAUCUGGUUAGGCGGGUGGUGGACGCGGCCCUCAAACUGGAGAGCAAAUACCGCCAUCGCAUUUGGAGGGAUUCUCGCUAUCACAUAUGGCGCUUGGACGGUCAGUGCAGACAAGGAGGUGCGUCGUGCUAUUCCUCCACUCUCUAUCGGUAAUUUGACCAACGAGAUUCUAUUUCAGUUCAGACAUAUAGAGCCUUUCCGACCAAUUCCCUCAAUGGCGUGGGCCAAACAGUAUCAAGAGCAGAAGAAGGACUGA